GUACUGCCUCUCGGGGGAGUGACUUCCGGCAUGAAGGCCGGAGGGAACGGAGGUAGGCUUUGGGCUGCAGUGUCUUGCGUUUGCUGGAGAUGCGGUGACACAUUUUGAGACUUCGUGGUUUACUUUCGCCGGCUUUCCACUCUGAGGCCCAUGUGUCACUCAGUAUGAAUAAGCAGACCAGCAAAGAGUCUCUGAAGGAUAAGUUUAGGGGCUUUCUAGGGUUCGGACAACGAAUCAAUUCAAGACAGCCAGAAAGUAAACCAUCUGAGUAUAUCAUCACUUUGGACAUUAUAAAGGAAUUAACUGCAGAGAAUGGAAUGCAUAACAGAAUCCGGGUUAUUAACCACGUAUGUGAACUGGCAAAGACUAAGAAGUUUGAAGAGCAUGCAGUGGAAGCCGUAUGGAAGAGCAUAGAAGAUAUGCUGCAGCCAGACCAGCCUGUGGAGGCAAGACAUGCAGUUCUACAGCUGCUGAAAGCAAUCAUUCAGGGCCAGGGGGAAAGACUUGGACCUCUUAGAGCUUAUUUUUUUAAAGUUGUCAAGGAUUAUCCCUCCAAUGAAGAUCUUCACGAGAGACUAGAGGCCUUCAAAGCUCUUACUGAAAAUGGCAAAGAUAUCACAUAUUUGGAGGAAGAAAUUGCUCCUUUUGUGCUGAUGUGGAUGGAUGUAGGCCUUUCUGCAGAUUUCCUGCAAGUUCUUCUCAAUCUGGUGAAAUUUAACAGCUGCUAUUUGGACCAGAAUGUUGCUGAGAUUGUUCAGAAGAUUUGUCUCUUGUGCAACCGGACUACAUCAUCCACAGAUAUUGAGGUUUCUCUUCAAGUCCUGGAUGCUGUAGUCUGCUACAACUGUCUACCCUCUGAAUCUCUUUGUGUCUUCAUUAUAACUUUGUGCCGUACAGUAAAUGUGAAAGAGUUCUGCGAGUCAUGCUGGAAGCUUAUGCGGAAGGUUCUGGGAACACAUUUAGGACACAGCGCCAUCUACACGAUGUGUCGUAUUAUGGAAGACCGAGCAUACAUGGAUGACGCAGCUUUACUCAGGGGCGCAGUGUUCUUUGUUGGAAUGGCACUUUGGGGAGCAUAUAGGCUAAUAACUCUCAAGAACACCCCCACGUCAGUCUUACCGUCUUUCUAUAAGGCCAUGACUUGUGCAAAUGCUGUGGUGUCCUAUGAAAUUGUGCUUUCUGUCACAAGGCUGAUAAAGAAAUAUGGCAAAGAGCUGCAAGUAGUCACGUGGGACAUCCUUCUAAAUAUAAUUGAAAGAUUGCUUCAGCAAAUACAGAAGAUAGGUACCAUAGAGCUGAAGUCAAUAGUCCAUGAGUUGCUUACAGCAGUUGAGGAACUCUGUGAAAAUAAUGAGUUCCAUGGGCCUCAGGAAAGGUUCUUUGGGCUUAUUGAAAAAUACUCGGAUAAAAGGCCGGAGUCCUCUGUCUUAAUGCUCUUGUCAUACCGAGCCCAUGCCAUUCACCCAGCAAAAGACGACUGGAUACAGAACUUGCACAGGCUGAUGGAGAAAUUUUUCAGGACUGAGACCAGGAGUGCCAUUCGGGUUAAAGUUCUUCAUAUCUUGUCCUUUGUGUUGAGCAUAAACCGGCAGUUCUAUGAGGAGGAGCUCAUCGAGUCUGUGGUGAUUCCUCAUCUUGGGCAGAUUGCUGAGGACAAGGAUCUUCAAGUUCGGAAACUGGCGACUCAGCUGUUGGUUGACCUUGCAGAAGGCUGCACUACACAUCACUUUAAUAGUCUGCUUGACAUCAUUGAGAAGGUGGUGAGUCGCACCCUGUCUUGUCCUUCUGCUGUUGAGGCAUUAGAGAGAGACAGCUGCAUUGAUUAUCCUUUAGAAGACUUAAAGACGGCCAUACUUGGACUGCUGGAGAUUUUGCAGACAAAAAUAUAUUGCAUUCCAGCAAGCCAUGCCAGUCGAGUUUAUGACCUGAUUAUUGCUCACAUUCAUCUCCACUACAAAAACAAGUUCUAUUCCAGUGUGGCAGGCAGCAUUCGACGACAGGUGUUUGAUUUCCUUCUCCUUCUGCGGGUUGAUGCCCUUCACCGUCUGGGAGUUCCCAACAAAGAUGGAACCGUGAGAUUCAGCCCCUAUUGUGUGUGUGAUCUUGGCGAUCAGGAGAAGCGAGCGGUAGAGAAGAAAGCAGCAGGAACAGUGUCGCCCCCUACAGCCAGUCCUGCCGUCACAACUCAGACUUCAACCAUUCGCAUGGGCUACCUGCCUUUUUCACUGGCUUUCGAUGUGCUCCUCAAGUGCUUGAAGAUGGAGACUGAUUGGAGAGUGUUGAAACUGGUCUUGGAUAAGUUGCCAGAGACGUUACAGAAUAAAGUUCUCAUCCUGACUUCGUCUUGCAGUACUGACCAGCUGUGCACAAGACUCUGCUCUAUGGUCACUGAUAGGCAGAUAACAGACAAAAUAAAGAAAGUCCCUGAUGGCUUUUCUCGUACAGAUGUCCAACUGGCAGUGGUCCCUGUGCUUACAGCCCUGACUUCCUACCACAGCUACCUUGAACAAGCCAGACAGAGAGAGCUUGUGCAGUGCCUGGAGACUGGUCUGAUCUGCCGCUGUGCCAAGCAGUGUGUGGUGGCCUUGACCAUGUGUAUUGUGGAGAUGCCCGAUAUUAUGAUCAAGCUGCUUCCUGCACUAAUCGUAAAGCUGACGCACAUUUCUGCCACUGUUACUAUGGCUUCUCCAAUGCUUGAGUUUUUGUCAACUUUAGUUCGACUCCCUCAUCUUUAUGCCAACUUUGUUGCUGAGCAGUACGUCAGUGUGUUUGCCAUCUCCUUGCCUUAUACCAACCCUUCCAAGUUUAAUCAGUAUAUAGUGUCUUUGGCCCAUCAUGUGAUUGCCAUGUGGUUCAUCAGAUGUCGUCUGAACUUUAGAAAGGAUUUUGUCCAGUACAUUACAAAGGGUUUAAGAUCCAAUGCUCUACUUCCUUUUGAUGACUCCCAUGAGCAAAGCAGCUUUCGGGCUCGAAGCACAAGCUUGAAUGAAAGGCCAAAAAGCCUGCGGAAUUCAAAAGUUGCAAAGCCAUCCAUGAAUAACACCUCCCCAGUUAAAGAGCUGAAAGAUCUCUCUGCGAUUGACGCCUUCCGCUCCCGCAGCAUCAGCGUUUCUGAGCACGCAGUGCGCAGGAUGCAAACUUCAGUCACUACUACAAGUCUGGGUUCUGCAGAUGAGAGUUCCAUGUCUCAGGCCGAUGACAUCCUCAAAACGGUCCACCUUGAACUGACCGAGACCUGUCUUGACAUGAUGGCACGAUACGUUUUCUCAAAUUUCUCUGCUCUUCCCAAGAGAUCACAUGUGGCAGAAUUCCUUUUGGCUGGUGGAAGAAGUAAGACCUGGUUGGUGGGGAAUAAACUAGUAACCAUCACAACCAGUAGUGGGUUUGGAACUCAGUCUCUGCUGGGUGUCGAUUUCCCAGUGCGGCAAAGUGCUGGUGAAAUGACGAGGUCUGAUCCGUCUCUGCACAUGAGGCAAACAAAAGAAGCUCCUGCAAAACUUGAGUCACAAGCUGGGCAGCAGAUUAACCGAUCUACUCGGAUCCGUGUCCGGUCCAUUUCAGGUGGGCAUGCACUCCGGGCAGGAACUGCUCAUAGUCUGAGUCCACUUGUGUCCCCAUCAGAAGGUGAAUUAUGUAGUCCUGUGACUCAGUCUGGGAAUUUUAAGUCGGAAAGUCUGGCUACACAGUUGUCGUCUCAGAAGGAGAAGCCUAGCCUAGCAGAGUAUGUGCCAUUGCUUACACAAGGUUGGGCAGAGAUCUUCAUUCGCCGUCCGUCAGGAAACACAAGCUGGAUGAUGCACUUGGAAAACCCACCCAGUCCUUUCUCAUCGGACAUUGGUAGCAUGCCUCUUCAGGAGCUUUCUAAUGUCCUGAUGGCUAUGGAAAGAGUAAAAGAACCUGUUCCAGCAGAACUCCUAAAGUCCAGUUCUACCUUCAAGGGCCAGACGUAUGGGAUGCAGAAGCCAUGUCUCCUCCAGCGAUCUAAUACAGUGUCGUCUUUCUCUUCUGUCUACCAGCCCAGCUGUCAGGGGAAGUUGCACAGGAGUAUUUCCUGGGCAGAUUCGGCGGUCGUUGUGGAGGAGGGAGACGGACCUGGCCCCGGCCCCGGCCCCGGCCCCCAGCCUAAAGAGAAGCAGUCAGGAUUAGGCUCGCAGGACAUUGAAGAAUUUGAAGCCGUCACUUCUGAGCCUAUUUCCAUGAGUACAGAAGACUCCGUGAAACCACAUGAAGCCUACAGUCGUUCAUCUUCUAGUUCCAGCCAAGAGGAAGAUAAAAGCAACUCUCUUGACGAUGGUGACGGUGUGAUACGUGGAGAGAAAGGUCAGCAGCAAACUGCUGAAACUCCAUUAAAUGAAGAUGACUGCUCUCUCCAGCAUUCUCAAACUCUGAACAAAUCGAGCUCGUCUCCAGAGCUUCAGACCCUACAGGAGACAUUCAACAAAACUCCCAUCAAAGAAGAAACGUGCACAACAGUUGUGAGGUGUGAAAACAAGGUGCGGCCUGAAGGCGAGUUCACUGCUAGUAACCUCACCCUACAGUUGGACAAUGGGGAAAGCACUGCUGUCAAGAACAGACUGGAGUUUCCAUCUCCCCAGCCAGCACCCCUGUCUCCUAGUGGUCACCGACCCCGCGGUCAUACCAUCUCAGAGUCCGCGCCAUCCCGGCGGGAGAGGAAGACUGAACGUGACUCGUACCAUAACAGAAGUGGAGCCCCUAACUUGGAAAUGACCACUGGGAUUAGUCCAAGGUAUUAAAAGUGUACUAUUGAGGAUUUUUUGUUCAUUUAGC
This is a messenger RNA of Erpetoichthys calabaricus (reedfish), 4788 nucleotides long. It is a transcript of the gene tsc2, whose product is annotated as TSC complex subunit 2. The record is from RefSeq and is a predicted model, not a curated record. Gene Ontology annotation, molecular function: GTPase activator activity. Gene Ontology annotation, biological process: negative regulation of insulin receptor signaling pathway; negative regulation of phosphatidylinositol 3-kinase/protein kinase B signal transduction; positive regulation of GTPase activity. The transcript is spliced from 34 exons. Bases 165 to 4754 code for a protein of 1529 amino acids. Gene Ontology annotation, cellular component: TSC1-TSC2 complex; nucleus; cytoplasm. Lineage: Eukaryota; Metazoa; Chordata; Cladistia; Polypteriformes; Polypteridae.